This is a messenger RNA of Symbiodinium sp. CCMP2456, 1044 nucleotides long. The record is from the annotation of a GenBank genome assembly. NCBI's taxonomy places the organism in Eukaryota, Dinophyceae, Suessiales, Symbiodiniaceae.
GUCGGGGUGCUCCGUGCGACCGGCGUUCUUCCCGAUGAGCUGUGGACUGUCAUCUUCGGCUAUGCAACCUUCUACAUCUUUCUUCUCGUUUGGCAGAAGAUUCGGGACUUUGUCCAACGACCACAGAUCGUUUUUCUGGACAAGCUUUGCAUCGAUCAGCACGACGAGAGGUUGAAGGAGCAGGGUAUCAUGGGCCUCGCCGGUUUCUUGGACAACACGAAGAAGCUGACCGUUCUCUGGUCGCCUCAGUACUUCAGUCGGCUUUGGUGUACCUAUGAGUUGGCGACAUUCCUGCGAAAUCCGGAUCAGCACAAGCCUCUGGAGGUAAUGCCAGUUGGCAUGUGCUACCUGCUUUUCCUCAUGGCAUUCUGCUGGCGGGUCCUCCUGUUCGCCUACUACUUCUUGAUCGCGAGCCCUGGGAUCCUUGGCCCCCAGGCUGCGACCUCCCUGCGCCAAAUCUUCCCGGUGCUCGUGAUCGUGAUCCUGCCCAUGCACUUCUACAAGGGACUCAGCCUCAUGAAGCACAUCCGAAUGCUGCCGCAGCAGCUUCAGACGUUUCGGGUGCAGGAGGCCCAGUGCUUCUGCUGCAGCAACGACCAUCGUCAUCCGGAGUCUCAAAAACCCCUUCCCUGCGAUCGCCUGCUGGUCUUCAACACUCUGAGGCAGUGGUAUGGGGAAGUGGAUGAGGAUCCCGAGGGGCACUUGGAGACUUUCAACGCGAUGGUGCGCGACGUGAUGUCAAACAAGAUGAUGAAGGCGGCUUGCGGCGAAACGCUUCCCUUCCACUACGCCUUGAACAUGGUGGUGACUGCAAACAUCCCUUGGCUGACGGAAUACGUCGCCAAGUUAGGGGCCGGGCCUCCGAUCCCCUUGGAGGGGCUUGGGCUCCUGGUUUGGAGCCUGCGGACCUUCAUGGACUGGGCGCAGAUGUGCCUGAUGAUGCUCUGCGCCAUGCGCUGCAGCGUGUGGCUUUGGUGCCGAGGCGUCUCAUUGUUGGAGCGCCUGCCAAAGCUCUUGGUGGUGCUGCUCCUGAUCCCGGUGCAG